Molecule: messenger RNA, 691 nt
Organism: Pelagomonas calceolata
Lineage: Eukaryota; Pelagophyceae; Pelagomonadales; Pelagomonadaceae
Source: the annotation of a GenBank genome assembly
AUGGCGUGGGGGUGCGCACAACCCCUUUCGCCAUCGAUGCAAGCGGAGGAUUGCCGCACGAAGAGUUACGCCAUCGAUGCGACGCGUUGCCCGAGGACGCGCCGUGUGCAGGUCAUCGUCGCGAUCCGAGCAGUUCAGGAUCACAAAGGUGCAUCGCGCCAGGCCAUCGUCAAGUAUCUCAAGUCAGAGUUCCAGUGCGAGAAUGGAGUCGCCAUCAAGAAGGCUUUGAAAUCAGACAAAUUGAUCCAGACGGGCCAGAGCUUCCGAGUGAAGGGCGAUGCACCCAUCGCGCCGCCGGCCGACGAAGUAGUCGGAACGGAAGACGUUACUGUUGGAGACGGCGCGGUCGCGCAGAAAGGCGACGAGGUCUCCAUGUCCUACGUCGGCACGCUCGAGGCGGACGGCUCGCGCUUCGACGCCGGCACGAACUUCCGCUUCACGCUCGGCGCCGGUCCUUUCCGGAGCAGGAAUCUCACGUUCGUCGUAGGCGCCCACGGGUCGAAUUCACGCACAGGCGACGUCAUCAAGGGCUGGGACCGGGGCAUAAUCGGCAUGCGCGUCGGCGGCCGCCGCAAGCUCGUCGUGCCCAGCAAAUUGGGCUACGGCAAGAAAGGCAGCGCCCCCGAGAUACCUCCGAACGCGACACUCCUCUUCGACGUCACGCUCGAGCGCAUACUGUAACAACUUAAAA